Molecule: messenger RNA, 2186 nt
Organism: Oryza sativa Japonica Group (Japanese rice)
Lineage: Eukaryota; Viridiplantae; Streptophyta; Magnoliopsida; Poales; Poaceae
Cellular component (GO): membrane
Molecular function (GO): starch binding
Source: RefSeq, a predicted model, not a curated record
UAUACUAGGCUCAGCAAGCUGGUCAAGAUGCUCGAACAACAAAUUUUGUGGGAUAUUUUUUUAACAACAGCGGCUUUCUGGGAUGGAGAAAGUAAAAAUUAUACUCUGAGUACAAAUGACACGUUCUUUGACAGAAAGACUGUUUUUUCAAUGGAAAACCUUCCGCAAUGGAAAACCCGGAAGCUUGGGCCUCUGGGCCUAAAAUUCCAUUACGUAAAGGCUGGGAAACACCCGGAAAAGGUCGAGCUGACCUGCCUUGCUAAUGCUAGGUCCACCUCCCGGUUGGCGCCCGCGGGAACCGUGUGAGGUGGCCGCGUGUAACGGCGGAACUCUCUCGAACACCGAGACGCUCUCCUCUCCUCCUGAGUCCUGACCGACGCGCGAGAUCCAACGGGAAGCCGAAGCCGAGGAGACGAAACGAGGGCCCCCGCCCCGUCCCCGCGCCCGCUCGUCCUCGUCCUCUCGCUGCGCCGCACCUGUCCUCUACUGUCAUCUACUCCCUCGUCGGCUCGUCGCCGUCCCCCCUGCCAACCUGCCAGUGCCAGGGGAUCUCAGCACCCUCACUUCCUCCCCACCGCAAAAAACCCCCACGAAACCCUCGUGCUCCCUUCCGUGCCCCACCACCCCUGCACUGACGCGCCUCGUCGCCACCCGAUCGAUCGAUCGCCUCGUGAAGCGCCCCGCGCGCGGCCCCUCUCUCGACUGAAAUCGGAAAUCCCCACCCUUUCUCCAAUCUUCACCUCUCCCGUACGACAUGGAAGCCGCCGCGCUUGGCGUGCCGUUGGUGCAGGUCCGGGCUGCGGUCGCCGCCUAUGGCCGCGGCGCCGGCAAGGGCAAGGGCAAGCGGCGCGUCGUAGGCGCUUUCCACGCGCCGCCCGGCCGCCGCCGGACGGCGCUCGUCGCCGCGCUCCCGGAACCCCUUCAGCCGCUCUCGCCAGCGCAGGACGGCGCCGUGGCACUCGCGUCGACUGAGGCUGAUGGUGGGGAGGAGGUCCAUGGGGAUGUGGCUUCCGCAGAAAUCUCGUCUCCCUCUGGUGGUGAGCCUCCUCUGCUUGGACAAUGGCGUGACAGUAGAAAUGUUCUUGGGAAGACGGUGCGUGUUAGAUUUGUGCUGAAGAGGGAAUGCACGUUCGGCCAGAGCUUCCACCUUGUCGGCGACGACCCGGCGCUCGGCCUCUGGGAUCCGUCGAAGGCAGUGCCUUUGGAUUGGUCAGAAGGACACGACUGGACUGUGGAGAAAGACUUGCCAGCCAACAAGUUGAUUGAGUACAAGUUCGUGCUGCAAGAUUUGUCGGGCAAGUUGCAUUGGCAGAAUGGUCGUAAUAGAAGCGUACAGACAGGUGAAACUGCAAACAUUCUAGUCGUAUAUGAAGAUUGGGGUAAUGCAAAUAGUCAGACAGUAGAAGAGGAGGGUAAAGUGUCCAUUGGGAUGGAGGAGGGUAAAUUGUCCGUUGGGAUGGAGGAGGCUGUAGUUCCAGAUGAUAGUGAAAGCAGAGAUGAUAUUAUUGUAGCAGAUGAGCUACAGGUGGAUGACAAUCUAGCGGUCAUGCAAAAUGAAUCUAGUGUUCGAGAGGAUGACAAGAAAUCAACAGUUGGGACAGUUACUUCUGUUCAAGCUGAAUUAAUGAAGCUACAUGAAGCUAACCAACCAGAGAUGAACCACAAAUUCAAGAGGCGCUUCCUGAAACAGCGGACACAGAACCAGAGAACGGCGGUGUGGCAACGUGCGCUGACGACCGUUAUGCCGAAAGUACAGAUGAUGACGGUGUUCCAGUAGGAGGUACAGAUGAUGACGGUGUUCCAGUAGAAAAUCGGUGGACCGGUGCUUUUGAACAUGAGUUGCUUUGGGGUUGGAAGGCCCUGCAGCAGCUACUCAUGAGCCUGGGCUUCAAGAUGGAUACAUCAUGAACGAGUCAUAAGGUACUGCAAUACAUAGGUGGCAAUCUUGAUGUAUUCUGUUCCUUCCAUCGAUUUAGUACUAGUAGUAAAGACUAGCAGCUGCUGUCUGUUGGUAUUGUUUGAACGUUCAGUUCUGUACAUAUUAUUUCCCAGAACCAAACAUCAAUAAGCUGUCAAGUUUGUUCUCAGCUAAUGAGCAGCCACACUUCAACACUAAGAAGAUGUGUAAGGGAUGUCCAUCAGCAGUAUAUAUACUUGUCGUGAGAAUUACGACCAUGACAAGAAUC